This is a messenger RNA of Pygocentrus nattereri (red-bellied piranha), 5179 nucleotides long. It is a transcript of the gene numbl, whose product is annotated as NUMB like endocytic adaptor protein. The record is from RefSeq and is a predicted model, not a curated record. NCBI's taxonomy places the organism in Eukaryota, Metazoa, Chordata, Actinopteri, Characiformes, Serrasalmidae. The transcript has 9 exons. The coding region runs from base 447 to 2381 and encodes 644 amino acids.
CAGGUGUUGAGCUGCGGCGGUGUCUCAGAUCCUGACCGCCGGGGCGGAGAGCCGCUGCAGGUCGCUCUUCAUCCAGCGCGGCGUGACUAAGGCUCCAGGCUUUGGCGCGGGGCUCCUCUCGUCCUGUUAGAGUUAAGCCCACCGGACAAGUCCUGUAACCCAUUCAGGGCUUCUGCUGGUUCCAGUAGUCAGUGGUGGUCUCACAGUGUAGAGGGUCCUGAGACUGAUCAGCGGUUCUGGUGCCAGGCGCGUUUCAUGGUUCCCAGUUAACAUCUAAAGGUGUUUCUACAGGGAACUAGUGUGAACUGAUAACCAGGAGGCCUAACGGUCUUCAUGGGAUCUACAGAGGCUGUACGGUCCAGAUCUCCACCGUCACUGCAGCGAGGGCAGUUCAGCCGGCCGGCUUCGUCCUGUUAGCGGUUUCUGAUCUGAUCUGUCUGUAGUAGAUGGUCCCGAGAUCUUCUCACUCGAAACGCAACAGGGAGCCCGAGAGUGCGGAGAUGAACAAGCUGCGUCAGAGUCUGCGCAGGAAGAAGCCCACCUAUGUGCCCGAGGCCAGCAGGCCACAUCAGUGGCAGGCUGACGAGGAGGCCGUGCGCAAGGGCAAAUGCAACUUCGCCGUGCGGUAUCUGGGCUUGGUGGAGGUGGAGGAGUCCAGAGGGAUGCAUGUGUGUGAGGAGGCGGUGAAGAAACUGAAAGUGAGUGGAAAGAAGACGGUCAAAGCUGUGCUGUGGGUCUCCGCUGAUGGCCUGAGAGUGGUGGACGAUAAAACCAAGGACCUCAUUGUAGAUCAGACCAUCGAGAAGGUGUCCUUCUGCGCACCUGACCGUAACUAUGACAAGGCUUUCUCAUAUAUCUGCCGGGAUGGCACCACCCGCCGCUGGAUCUGCCACUGCUUCAUGGCUAUCAAGGACUCGGGUGAGCGUCUGAGUCAUGCAGUGGGAUGUGCGUUUGCUGCCUGCUUAGAGCGGAAGCAGCGUCGGGAGAAGGAAUGUGGGGUCACGGCCUCCUUUGACGCCAGCCGCACGUCUUUCGUCCGCGAAGGCUCCUUCCGUGUCUCAUCGGCCGUGCAGCAGGGAGACAGGGAGGAUCUCAUGAAGCAGCUCCAGGAAAAAAAGAAAGAACAGUGUGGCAUCCCUGCAGUGCCACCAGGCAAUGCUUCACCACCAGAGGGCGCAGCCACUCAAGUGGAGCGGGCAGAGUCAGGUGGGCCUCAUGUCAUCCCACGCCGCCAUGCCCCUCUUGAGCAGCUGGUGCGGCAGGGGUCCUUCCGUGGCUUCCCCACCCUCAGCCAGAAGAACUCACCAUUCAAAAGGCAGCUUUCGCUGCGCCUCAACGACCUGCCCUCCACCCUGCAGCGCAAAACCGACUUCCAGACCAAGAACCCAGUCCCUGAGAUGGACCUGUCUGUGGCAGGGGAGGCGGAUAGCAUCAACGCACUGUGCAGCCAAAUUAACAGCUCAUUCACCAAACCCUCGGAGGACCUCUGUGCCAAAGCCACCAGCAACGGCUUACCAGCAUGCACUGUCCCUCCUGCAAUUCCCCCUCCACCUGCCCCUCUGCAAGCUGCCACCUCCUGGGUCCAGACGGAGCCUGCUGUCCACUCCCCACCUCCAGUUACACAAAGUGGUCACAAGCGGACGCCAUCAGAGGCUGAGCGCUGGCUGGAGGAGGUGGCCAAGGCCGUGAAGGCUCAGCAGCAGUCUCCCCCAACCCUACCACCACCACCCACCCAGCAGCCUCCACCUGUGCCCACCAUCCCCAUGGCUCCUCCCGGCUCUUUGCCCACCUCCAUGCAGCCCUUCCCCAUGGCUUUUGAUACCACUCCUGCACCUGUGGGCAUGUAUGGACAGCCGCCACUGCAGCCAGCCUACGUGCCCAUGCAGGCCUACAUGCCUUCUGUGGCCAACAGCAUGACCUACCCUAAUGCCAGCGUGCCAGUGGUGGGCAUCACACCCUCGCAGAUGGUGGCUAAUGUCUUUUGCAGUGCCACUGGCUCGACCGGAGGGGGGCCCAUGGGACCCAAGACUGGCACGCUCGGUGGAGGAAACUCGGCUUUCCCCAACCUGCCCGGGGGCUUUCCUGGCACCAAUUAUGCCAACUCUCCAGCUGUCAAUGGGCUCCCUCACAACACGCUCCCCUCCGCCACCACCACCUCUACAUCUACUACCAAUGUUACACCAAAUGGCACCAGUACUACUGGGAGUGGCAGCAUCAACAGCUGGCCAGUGGAGAGCCUGCAGCAGGCCAGUCUCCCAGCUGAUGCCCAGGAAGCAGAGCGUUUUGAGGCAAAGUGGGCAGCACUCGAGUCCAAAUCGCAGCCCAAAGCAUCCAACCCUUUCUCCAAUGACUUACAAAAGACUUUCGAGAUAGAGCUAUAAUCACGUCUGUAUGGGCCAGGCUUCAUAGACUCUUGAUACAAGACUGAAACUACUCCACAUCCUGUUGCUUUUGCUUUUCUCCUGCUUUUUUCUCAUAGGGAAUCUCUACUGUAGACACCUGCUCUUCGAGGUCAUUACUUUUACAUAGGGGAUUGUCCGGUUUGUGUUUCGUGUCAUUCGGACCACUAACUUCAGACUCUUAGAUCCAGGAAAACAGGAGUGUCUCUGAACACAAACAAUUACGGUCACAUCAUUUCAGGCACUUAGAGGACAGGGAUGGCUUCUGAGUUUGAGUCAACAGUAACAGCGCUGGUUUACCAAGAGAAUCACGUGACCUUCAGUCAAAGCCUUCGACAGCCUUUGCAAAUGAUUAUUGAUUGAUAAUUGGACUGCCAAAAUAUCUAUUUAUUAUUCAUGUAACUGUAACAGGAUUUUUUAUAUGAUUUGUAAUUUUAAGUGAAAUGACUCUAAGUUGGUUUCCAUGUAUUUUUUAAAUGAAAUAAUUGGCACAAAACUGCUUAUAAUUUGGCUACAGGGAGAAGAUAUGAUUCACCAGAUGAGAGGCUGCAUGAUCAGAGCCGAUGGAGCUGUGAGUAAAUGCUGUGUGAGAGUGUAAAUAGCAUGUUUAUUUUUCUCCCCUUAUUUGUCGCCCUCUUUGUGGCUGCUAAUAAAUAUUCAACCCCUGUGAGUUACCGCAGAAGCAUCAUAUCGCCAGCCUGCCAACAACCCUUGGACACCAAAGUGACCAGCAGCCUGAACAGUGCAACUCUCAUUGCACUGAUGAGAUCAUUAGUACAAGCUGCGACUACAUGCAGACUGCGGUAUAGACUGGAGGUGAAAUUGAGGUCAGAGCUCAGGAGAAUCUAGGCGAUAUAUACACUGCCAGUCAAAAGUUUGGGGACACCCGCCUUUAAGGAUCUUUGCAAUAAGCUUGAGCAUGUGGGUUUUUGGUUUAUAAUGGCAUAACACUGUUUAGAUCUUGCCAUCGGAUGAAUGGACAACGGACAAAAUUACUACUUUAGGAACAAUGACAUACCCAAUGCCUGUCGCUAAAAUAUCUUUGGGGCGAAAGUCGUUAUAUGCUAAGAAAACCUACUCUUCAUGCUAAGGAAGACACUUGCUAAAUGAUAUAAAAUAUAUAAUCAUUAGUAUAAAGCUGCUAAUGCUGCAGAUUUGCAUUAUUUAAGUAUGUUAUUGUUACUUAAUUGUAAAAGUCACAAUGAAAAUCAAACAUUACCACAAUUUCAAAAGCAGACAAGGUGUCCUCAUACUUUGGACAGGCAUUGUGGGUGCUCUUGAUGAGUGAUUGUAAAACGAACAACACGAAGCAGCUGUGUUAGGUCUUCUUCUGGAGUCACUGAUGACGAGUACAGGUUACGAGAGCCAGUUGAGGGAACAAAAUUGGAUCCCCCAAAACAGCCAGCAGGCUUAACAUUGAGGUUCACUGAGGUUCAUUAGGGAUUUUACUUUGGCUGUGAACGGAUUCGGAGAGUUUCUUUGAAGUUGAAGGUGGUAGAUGAAGAGCGUAAUAGUAAAGUGGAUUGCAUUGAGAAGAAAGAGAAUAAUUUAAGAAGCCGGAAGGAAGAUGCAUGUGGGUGGUAUGAGGUGUUAAGUGAUGCUGAGGAGUACAUUUGUGAAGUUUUGUGAAUGUCAGGAAGUUAGAGCAAUGAGCUGUUUACAGAAACGGCUGAAAGUAAGGAUUUGGAUUUGGACCGGACGUCCUGCAAGGGGGUCAUUUGACACGAUGCACGCAUGCUGAAGAUCUCUCUUUAAUCAUGUUGUAAUAAGGAGAGAGACCGUUCCUGGGUUUCAUUUCUUUUGCGCUCAUUACUCGACUGUAAAAUAGAACAGAUAAUUGUCAUUUAUCAAAUCAAAUAUGUACGUGCUCUGAGAACCGAGUCUGUUCUUUUUUGUGAUGGAACUCACUUUUCCACAGUGACACCACCUUAGCCGUUUAUCCGUCCCCAUCGACAGGUCAGUGUCCCAAGCAUGACAAUGGCGGAGGCGUCUCUUUUGGGGAAACAUUCCGAUUUUGUCACACUUUUUUGCAACGUGGUGCGUUUUUAUACGGUUCUCACUCUGCAAUAAAGCUCCACUGUCUCUGUCUCUGUUCAGCUGGUCCGGUUCUCAGUCUAGGACCUUGAGGCAUUGGGUAAGGACAUGCUGAGCCUUUGGACACAAUCUGACCGCAUGGUCUGGAGUUUCUCAGCGAAAAGGAUAAAAGCUAGAUGGUCAAAGCCAGACUACACACUGUGUGCUAAAGGACACUCCAAUGAAUUAUAUAAACAGAACAGCUCCAGUGUAUUUGCAACCUGAUUCACUUUGACCACACAGCUGGCAUGUUACAGAUUUACAAAGCCGCCGUCCAUUUUGUUGACCACCAACUGCUAAAUACAGGGUUAACCGAGCCUGUGUAGGCGGCACUGUGGGUUUACUUAGGAAUUCCUCUUUCCAAAGAGAAUGCAUUUGUUAUCCGGCCUAGCCGUGGGCUGUGUGGUGGGAGGGGAUCGAUUUAUCUCCUGAAUGAGCUUAUCCACGAUCUGUGCUCAAAAUCUUCUGCAUAAAGGUGCAGUGGAUGAAACGGCUGAUUGCCCUGGGCUUUUACUCAAUGCUUCCCCAAAAAAAGAAAAGAGAAAAAAUUGUAGGGUUUUUUUUUCUGAAAAUGAGAAAACUAAAUUACCUCAUAAACUUGAUUGUAAACUGUAGGCUAGUGAUAACAAACCAGUGGAGUUUAUUUUUAAUCUUUAUUUACAGAAUUUUGUAUUUAAACCUACAUAUUUGUAUUGUAAUUACACUGU